UAAUAUGAAGAUUAAAUUUAACAUUCUUUUAUUUUUUUAAGAUGACUGAAAGGAGGAAAAACCAAAGUGAAGUAUGUUCUUCACUCAGUCAUUUAUUUACUUUAUAACAGUAAAUAAAUAUCAGUUCUACAUAUAGGUUAUCAGGCACAUAAACAUGCAAAUACUUGGUAUCGGUAUUGGUUAUAAAAAAUCAAUAUCGGUCGAUCACUAAAUGAAUAUAAAAGAACCCGUAUGUGCGACCCACUAACACAGUUCAGGAGGUGUGUGACGAGUGUGUGGGCGGGAUCAACCAAUCGUGAUGUCACACAAGUGGGCGGUGCCAACAGCGUGUUCUCAAAUACGUGGGCGGAGUCAAGCUUGUUCAAAAACAGAUAACUGUUCACGCUUUGUACGACUUUUCUUUUCUUACAUUCUCCAAAGGUGAUUCUAAUUCGACUUUCCGUGCUCCCGUAUAUGGGGGAAUGAGUUUUUUUGCACGUUUAUGCAGUGGACGCCAAUGACAGAAGCCGUGUUUCUUUUUUCAAAGGCGUUGCUUCCAGUGGAAAAAGCUACUUUCCAAAACAGGCAUGAAACCUCCAGGCGAGGAAGAGAAUCAGAGGCUGGGCAUGCUUUUGCUCAACACCCUGGCAAGAGAAACGCGUCUUUGGAGAGCACCAGUCCUUAAAAACGGUUGCAUUCAGGGAUCAGAUAUCAGCCCACCUCAGUACCACGAGGUGAUCGUGUGGUUGCAUGAGAUGAGCAGUGUAUUCCAGUUUUCCUCCGAGACGUUGGCUUUGGGAGUCUGUGUUCUUAACAGCGUGCUUGCAACAGUCAAAACUCAGCUGAAAUAUCUCAAAUGCAUAGCCAUCACCUCUCUGAUCCUUGCUGCAAAAAUCAACGAGGAAGAUGAGGUGAUUGCAUCGGUUAAAGACUUGCUGGAGCAAAGCAGAUGCAAAUUCUCAACAGCUGAGAUUCUUCGCAUGGAGCGAGUCAUAUUAAACAAGCUGCACUGGGACCUUUACAUCGCCACGCCAAUAGACUUCAUUCACAUUGUGAGUCAUCAGAAAUCAUACAACCCUUUUAAUGUGCCGUUGCAAACAUUAGCAAAAACUGACAUUUGGUCCUUGACGUUGUGCGUUUGGAAAGCUGCAGCCGCAUGGCGAUCGACCGCGAGUUUCUUGCGGUGCAUAUUAAGCCAAGGCACUAAUCUGGCUUGUACUUUAACAGUAAAGCAGAUAGAUAACCCUGCAAAACAUCUCCAAUACAAAUAUACUUUCAGAAAUGGGAACUACACUAUAUUGGCUGUUCUAAUGAACAGGUUUGACUACUUUAGUGAUUUCCAUGAGUACAAAUCUGAAUAGUUUUAAGCAUAUAAUGAUGUUCUAGGGAACAACUAUAUGAAUAUCUGGAAUCUAAGGGUGCAAAAAAAUCUAAAUAUUGAGAAAAUCGCCUUUAAAGUUGUCCAAAUGAAGUUCUUAGCAAUGCAUGUUACCAAUCAAAAAUUAAGUUUUGAUAUAUUUACAGUAAGAAAUUUACUAAAUAUCUUCAUGGAACAUGAUCUUUACUUAAUAUCAUAAUGAUUUUUGGCAUAAAAUAAAAAUUAAUAAUUUUGACCCAUACAAUGUAUUUUGUACAAUGUAUUGCUACAAAUAAUUUUUAAAUGCAUGAAUUGUUUCCAUAGUUUUGGAAGUGCCUUUUUCUAUUCUAAAGAAGGGGCGGCAAUACUUUUGUCCGUAUAGUGCAUGUACAAGUCAUUGGUGUUUGGUGAUGAGUUUUUGGCUCUUAAAGUCACAGCAGAGGUUUCUGCAGACCAGUCAAGUUCUUCCACACUGACUCAAUCAAUCAUUUCUUUUUGAACCUUGCCUUAUACACAGAGGCAUUGUGAUGUUAGAACAGAAAAGGGUCCUGUCCAAAACUGUUGCUUUAAAAUUAGAAGCACACAAUUCCCUAGAAUAUCAUUAUACGCUUAAAUAUUCAGAUUUGUGCUCAUGGAAAUUACUAAAGUAGUCAAACCUGUUCAUUAGAAGGGGGUGCCAAUACUUUUUUACAAUAUAGUGUAUCGUUAUACUUUGUCUUUCCUACAUGGUGGGGUUCAAUUAAAAUGUCCAAAAAUAUGACUGAUGUUCUUUGUACAAGUUAGUGGCAUAGACGACGUGGUCGAGAGGUGUUUAGCCAUGAUCAGAUCGAUCGGACCAACAGUUAACAAAUAGAGAGCAAUUGCUGUUUUGGCACACCAUGGACAGUCAUAAAAUAGCCAUUAGAAAUUUAAAGCAUGUGAAACGAGACCCUGUUAAAAAUACCUCGGUGAUUUAAAAUCAACAAAAAAUCCUGAUGCUUAAAAAAAACUCUUAUAAGAAAAUUAAAUUAAAAUAUGGGAGAAACUCAUGAAACAUGGGUCUUUUUUUCACCCCAAAUCAAAAUGAUAAAUAUAUUUUGGAUAAAGAAAACAAAGCCUGUUUUAGGACCAUUAAAAUGUUUUGUAUGGAAAUUCUAAUUUAAUAUAAUUUACCAAAAAAGGCUGCACAUUUAUUGGCUGUUUUAGGUGCGAACCUUUGGGGAAAAUGAUAAAAUAAUAAAUAAUAAUAAAAACCUCCUCUUAAAGUUGUUUUUUUCCUCUCUCAAAUGUGUUUUCUAGAGUUUUAUUACCAGGAAAUAUUUUGGAAUGACACACUUUUAAUUUUUAGACAGGACUGGGUUCAGUGUGAAACUAUUUUUAUGGAAAAUUAGCACAUUUUACUUUACUUCUCUCAUUACUGUAAUGCAAAAAAUAGUUUUGUAUGUCUUCUUUAUAAUUGAAUACAUUUUUUUUUUUUUUGCAAAUUAUGAUAAAGUACAUUUACUGAAUUAAUUUUGUGCUGCUGAAUAAUAAUAAUGCCACAAUGUAAAAAAAAAAAACCUUGAUGGUCCUAAAAAUGCUUUUUCUUUAAGCAUAUGCGUUAUAUAUUUUGGGAUGUUUCUUUGAGAUCUCCUCAUAUAGGUCAUAUUACAGAUAUCUAGAUGUCUAUAACACAGACUAAUUAAAUAUAAUUGCUUAUGAAAUGAAAAAAUAUCUAAUAGCAUAGAAAAAUAAAUUUCCUUAACUUCCCAAAUAAAUAUCCACAAUUUAGAAUACCUUAAAUAUAUUACCGUACAAGGUCCAUGUGACUCUUCAGUCUCUUGGAGAAGUAAACGCUCACACAUACAGCUAUAAAUACAAAGGAAAGUCACACUUCCACAGUAAACAUUUAACGAAACAUUUCACAAGGCAAUGUGUAUUACUGCCCUGAACUCAUGAAACGAUCACGUCAUUCCCAUUCAUUUAAAAUGGCUUAUUUCUUUUUCCAAACAGAUGAAGCUACAAAACGUGUGCGUCAGGCCCUAUUCUAUUUUUUUUUUUUUUUUUUAAAUGUACGUUCCUGGUUUCAUAAGUGCACAUUAUUGUAUUCAUCAAUGAUGAUUAGUGUAAUAUCGUUUGUUGCUAAUUAAUUGCCAAUUUUGCAAAGUCGUAUUUCGCUCUGACUUGAAUGGAAAAUCAACCAUUGAGUCAGUUCCCAAAAGGAAAAAAAAAAAAGGCCUGCAUUGAGGAAAAACAGAAUGUAUCUGGAUUGCGAAUCAGAGCAAGAGACUUGUUAUUUUUAAAAACAUGGAGACUAUUGAACACAGCACAUUUUUUACAGCCCGCUCAUGAAGGGCUUACACAGAAACCGUUUCUUGAGUACAGGUACGGACCCUCGCCUCUGUAAGUGAUUGAUUAGGUAUUUUUGGUGGCGUUGUCUCCGUUGGUUAAGCGGUUUGUUGUUUUC
Molecule: messenger RNA, 3761 nt
Organism: Onychostoma macrolepis
Lineage: Eukaryota; Metazoa; Chordata; Actinopteri; Cypriniformes; Cyprinidae
Gene: ccni2
Product: cyclin I family, member 2
Exons: 6
Coding region: 567-1340 (257 amino acids)
Biological process (GO): regulation of cyclin-dependent protein serine/threonine kinase activity; mitotic cell cycle phase transition
Cellular component (GO): nucleus; cytoplasm; cyclin-dependent protein kinase holoenzyme complex
Molecular function (GO): cyclin-dependent protein serine/threonine kinase regulator activity
Source: RefSeq, a predicted model, not a curated record